This is a messenger RNA of Metarhizium acridum CQMa 102, 717 nucleotides long. RefSeq lists its product as uncharacterized. Lineage: Eukaryota; Fungi; Ascomycota; Sordariomycetes; Hypocreales; Clavicipitaceae. The record is from RefSeq and is a predicted model, not a curated record.
AUGGUGGGCAAUCCGCAACGCAAGGAUUUGAGUCUAGACGGAACAACGAGCAACGUCAACAACGACAUUCAUCUCGAAACGCCAAAUCGGGCAGAAAAUCCUCUCUAUUCUUCAAUAUAUGGCAUACCGGAGUCUCUCAUGUGCCUCCUGUCGCGAAUUGUGGCAUGCGCUACUGAGAAAAACAAGCUUCGGAAGGUGGCUUCAUUCGAUGCUCCUCCUUCGGACCUUCUGCAAAAGCACCUGCAAACACUAGAGCAUGAGAUGUGGUCAUGGAAAAUACCGACAGAACUUUCACAGCCUGAGGCUCACGAAUCUCCCGGGCUGGCAUCCGAGGGAGACGUGGACAUCAUAGAGGCGAAGUUGUCGGGCGCCAUGCACCAAGCAGUCAUAAUUUACUUUUAUAGAAGAGUAUACGACACCGAUGCAAUGGUGCUCCAAGAACAAGCCAGAAAAUGCCUGGAUGCAUUACAGCCCUGUAUUGAUCUUAAGGCGAGAGACCAAGACUUUACAACGUCAAUCGCUUGGGCGGCCUAUGUUGCGGCUUGUGGAGCGGUUACUACCGAAUUGCGAGACCGUGCUCUUGCAUAUUUGGAGGCCAUUGAUAGCCAAGGAGUGAUUUUGACGCCAAAACCUACUGUACAGAUCUCCAAAUUUUGGCAAAAAAGGUUGGAAAGGGGGCUUGUCGCGGUUGGUGUUCCGGUGAGCACUGCCGCAUAA